This is a messenger RNA of Rhopilema esculentum, 2728 nucleotides long. RefSeq names its product lipase maturation factor 2. NCBI's taxonomy places the organism in Eukaryota, Metazoa, Cnidaria, Scyphozoa, Rhizostomeae, Rhizostomatidae. Gene Ontology annotation, cellular component: endoplasmic reticulum membrane. Gene Ontology annotation, biological process: protein maturation. The record is from RefSeq and is a predicted model, not a curated record.
CGCGCAGUUCGAGUCGUAAAUAAUUAAAACAGACAUUGGUAACCUUUUACAUCACAUGCAAGUGUUAUAGUGGAAAAUACCCGAAAAUAAACAAUUAAUUUGUGUCCCGCAAAUUAGCAAGUCAUGAAGAUGGCAAGUCAUCGGCUACUAAGGAUAGAGGAAGAAGUUUUAUUAUAGCAUGAAAUAUUUAUCUUCUGAAAUGGCUAUCGUCAAGUUUAGGCCUAUCAUCAAAUUGUGCUGGUUUUAUAAUCCUACAAGAUGAUUAAGGAGGUGGAUCAUUCUCGGGUGAUACAGGUCUUUCUAUGGUCUGUUGCAGCUUUGUUUCUGUGUGCAUUUACUUCUUUGUACACGCAGAUCCCAGGGUUGUAUGGGAAAGAUGGUCUGUAUCCUGCAUCAUACAUUCUUGAGGACAAGUCAUUGUGUCAUGAUAAUGACAGAAGAUGCAGUAACUGGUCAAAACAAAGCCAAUGUUUUGAAAAUUCUGAGUGGAUGCUAGAAAACUGUGCUAAAAGUUGCAAUGCCUGCAAAUCUAGUUUCCAGACAUAUAUGGCAUUCCCCACACUGUUAUGGCAUACACCAUAUCUUGGAUUGUCUACAGAAACUGGAAUGGAAUUUCUCUGCCUGUUAGGAAUUUUGUUAUCAUUUUACAUGCUAUUGUCAAGACCAAAUAGAGAUUGCUUGAAUUACAUUUUCUUAUGGAUUCUUUAUUUUUCGCUUGUCCAGGUUGGACAAAUCUUCCUUUAUUACCAGUGGGACAACCUUUUGCUAGAAAUGGCAUUUUUUGCUGCUUUGGUUUCUCCUUGGACUUUUUACAAUGGUCCAUGGAAUUUAUUAAAAUGUACGAGAAUUGAAGUUCACGUCCAAAGAGAACAUGAUCUCAUAACAUUUUGGCUUGUAAGAUGGCUCCUAUUUCGACUCAUGUUUGCAUCUGGCAUCGUUAAGUUACUUUGGAUGGACGAAACAUGGUGGAAAUUAACUGCUUUGAACUGGCACUAUGAAUCACAGUGUAUUCCGACACCUCUUGCAUGGUACAUGCAAAAGCUUCCGGAUUCUUUUCAUCGACUGUGUGUAGUUUUCACAUAUCUGAUUGAAAUCGUGAUUCCAUUCCUAUUUUUUGCACCAGUAAGGUCGAUACGACUAUUCGCAUUCUGUUCGGAGGUACUGCUGCAAUUCAUGAUUCUUCUCACUGGCAACUAUAAUUUCUUCAAUUUAUCUACAAUGACCCUUUGUCUCUCUUUACUGGAUGAUAAGUUUCUGACUUCUAGUACAGAUUGGAACAAAAUUUAUCAAUCUGUAAGAGCCGCGUUUGAAAGAAAGAAGAACGCUGAAAAAGAAAAAGCAGCUGAAGCUCUUGGACAAGUCGCAACCGAUGAUGAUAAAACGUCUAAUGCCAAUGCUCUUAAAAUGCAUGUAUCCAGUACUUGGUUGCUAUGUCGAAGACGGCUAUUUACUUGGCUAAAGACCGAAGUUAAUCCGAAAACGAUCUUAAAACUCCAAGAUAUGCUGGAAAGUAGACCGUUUGGAAUUCUGAGAAGUGUAAUCGUAGCAAUUUUAUUUCUUGGAACGGUUAUUUGCCUGUUUGUGGUUGCAGUUGUUUAUUUUGGUUUACGGUUCGAAAAGCAUGAGUUCCUGUACACAGAGAUAAAAUUCACACCAGCGUGGUUUACCAAGACGCUGACGUCACUUCUCUCUGUUGCAAUCAUUGUUCCUUUCGUAUGUUUGAUUAUGCAGAUCAUUUCUUCAGCAUUACGGUGCCUUCUUAAAGACUACAGUAUCAAAUUGAAAGUAAUCUCACUACUACAAACAAUCGUAUUUGGGAGUUUCGCUGUCUGGAUUUUUGGCAUAACAUUGGUGCCACUGACUGAGCUCGACCUUAGAUCAAGGAACAGAAUACCAAAGAUUUUCAUAAGACAGCACAAAUUUUUGGAAAAAUACAAGACAUUCAAUUCAUACGGGUUGUUUCGAAGUAUGACUGGAAUAGGAGGUCGUCCUGAAGUUGUAAUCAUGGGAGGAGAUUCUCUGGAUCAAAACACUACUUGGAAGGAAUACAAUUUUAUAUAUAAGCCUGGAAACCUUUUUUUUGCUCCACCUUAUAAUGUGCCUCAUCAACCUCGUUUGGACUGGCAGAUGUGGUUCGCCUCUCUUGGAGAUUACAUGUCGAAUCCUUGGUUUGUUCAACUGACUUAUAAGCUCUUGAAUGGUGAAAAGGCUGUCCUCGAUUUGAUGUCAACAAAUCCCUUCAUGGAGAAACCUCCGAAAUACAUCAGAAGUGUGCUGUACCGAUAUCAUUACACAAUGAAUCAGUCUGGCUUUAUUGAUGCAGUGUUCCAUGGCAGCCAUGAAAGAGCCUGGUGGAAGCGUGAAUAUGUAUCCGAGUAUAUGCCUAUUGUUUCAAAGAAUGACACUGCAUUAAAGCGAACGUUGAGAAGAUAUGGACUGAUAAGGAACAAUAGAGUGGACCAGAAAACAGGCUUUUUUCAUAACUUCAUCGUAUCAAUGCGACGUGCUGCUCACGUGACUCGGACUGAAUAUCUCAUAUACUUCAAGUUUGCAUUUCUUUUACUUAUAUUGAGUUUCCAGCAUUGGUGGAAAAGGCAUGGGGCCCCAAGAUGCAAGAAAGCAAUGAACAAGAUCGAACAUGGUUUGAAAACAAUUCUUGGAGGUUUAGGAGCACACAGAUGCGAAACAGAUAGUAAGUAACAGGGGAUGCGCUACAAUUUGAACAGGU